Mercurialis annua (annual mercury) is the source of this 1008-nucleotide messenger RNA. RefSeq lists its product as uncharacterized. Gene Ontology annotation, molecular function: S-adenosylmethionine-dependent methyltransferase activity. Bases 127 to 903 code for a protein of 258 amino acids. NCBI's taxonomy places the organism in Eukaryota, Viridiplantae, Streptophyta, Magnoliopsida, Malpighiales, Euphorbiaceae. The record is from RefSeq and is a predicted model, not a curated record. The transcript is spliced from 2 exons.
AGGAAAGAAAGAGUGAGUAAUAGAUUCAUAUUAAUGGUGGGGAAACAGGGCCACUCUAUAGUCUAUAUAAUGAAGGAUCAAAAGUAAACCUAAAAAAGACCAAAAAAAUAGAUAAACUACAAAAAAAUGGCAGGUUUGUUUGAUAAGCAGGCAGCAAUCUAUGCAGAGGCAAGGCCAACUUUUCCAAAGGAAUGGUUCUCAAUGCUCUCUGCUCUUACAUCUCACCAUUCUUUAGCUUGGGAUGCCGGCACCGGUAACGGCCAAGCUGCCAUCAAUAUUGCACAACAUUAUGACCAGGUAAUUGCAACUGACAUAAGUGAGGAACAGCUAAAGCAUGCCAUCCCCAAUCCUCGAAUUCGAUACAUCCACACUCCAUCAUCAAUGACCGACGAUGAAAUAGUAUCUUUAGUCGGAGCUGAAAAUUCAGUUGAUCUAGUGACAGUAUCAGUAGCCAUACAUUAUUUUGAUCUUGAAAGAUUCUACUCUCAGGUUAAACGUCUGCUGCGAAAUCCAGGAGGCAUCAUUGCAGUUUGGACAUACAAUCUCAUCCAAGUUAACUCAGAAUUUGAUCCUGUCAUGUGGCAAUUCUACGAAAGUGCGCUUCCGUUCGCGAAUCCCAAGGCCAAAAUCGCAAUGGAUUGUUACAGGACACUUCCGUUUCCUUUUAAAAGCGUGGGCGUUGGCUGCGAAGGGCAGCCGAUGAUAUUGGACAUGCCGAAGGAGAUGUCGUUUGAGGGAAUGUUGGGGCUGUUAAGAUCAUGGUCAGGUGUUAGUAUUGCUAAGGAUCAAGGUGUGGAAUUGCUGUCUGAAGAUGUUGUUAAGGAGUUUGAGAAAGCUUGGGGCGGUUCUGAUGUGGUCAGGACAGUUAUAUACAAGACUUACAUGAUAGCAGGAAAAGUUUAAAGUCGGAUAAAAUGUAUUAAUAUGCCCUCCAACUUUUGUCCAAAGAGUAUUUAUGUCCUUAAAUUAUAAGUGGGUCAUCAAUUAAAAUGGAUGAGAUUUUCUUAA